UGAUCUGCAUAGCUGAGAUAUUCUUCUAAAAAUCUUCGUGUGGUUUCUGCAGAAAAAAGAAUGUAAAUGAUGAAAGAAAUUUCAUUUUUGGGUGAAUUAUACCUUUCUAUAUAUCUUUGUCUAAAUAAAUCAUCAAUUGGAUGAGGCUGGACAAAAGUGGAAGCGAAGUUUUGCGCCCCUCCGUAGAGAUGCUCACAGCUGAACUCCAGUGGCAGCCUCAGUAACACACGUCCCCUUGGAGACUAAAGCAACACGUGAUGCGUCGACUUGUCACGUUCACUGAGCAGCGCUCAGGAACACACUUUGAGGAAAAAGUGACUUUUCUGACCCUCACUCGUCGGAAGUGUCGAUGGACAUCAUUCAUUUAGGGAGCUAAAGCAAGUGAGCGAUGUAAAGUCUCCAAUUGGCGAACUCUGCACAUCCUCAAAUACGCCAUUUUGAUCGCUCUCCGGAACAAGUUUGCAGUUUUUUUUCGAAGUCCAUCAUCUCUUUUCACCAUCACCAUGUCUCAACGCAAUCUGCCCAACCCCGACAAAGUCAAACUAUGAGCAGAGGUUGCUUUCCCUCGUCCUGUGCCCGUGAUCCUGUGGCUCCAUGACCCUGUGACGUGUUUAGCCCAGACCUUAAAAUGGACAUGGAGCGUGCCUCCCCUGAUAAGAAUGUCAGUGAUGGUGUUGGUGCUGUUGACAUAAAUGAACAAUCUCAAUUGUCAGAAGAGGCAGUGAAGAAUCAGCCCUCCACAGUUCUUCCUGAACCUGUAGAAGUUAAUCUAAAGAGGGAAGCAGACUAUGAUAGAAUGGACAAACAAGCACAUGUGGCAGAAGAAGAUGAAGGUGGAGUAAGGCCAGAAGUGGGGCUGUCCUCCAUCAACUCUAUGAUGAGCACUGUGAUGAAUGUGGGCCAGAUCAAUUCUGACUCCAUGAAAGCAUCUCCCAGUAUAACCAGCAAAUCGCCCUUAAUCAGUCGUACUGGGAGAAGAAAUCAGGAAGUCAAAGAAGAACACUCAAAAUUCAUUUGCCCUCUGUGUAACAAAAACUGCAUGACACAGCACCAACUCACAAUGCAUAUCAGACAGCAUAAUACAGACAGUGGAGGCACUGAUCACUCCUGCAGUAUCUGCGGGAAGGCUCUGAGCUCGGCCAGCUCUUUGGACCGCCACAUGCUGGUACACAGUGGAGAAAGGCCAUACAAGUGUGGAAUAUGUUGCCAGACCUUCACCACCAAUGGAAAUAUGCACAGGCACAUAAAAAUUCAUGUAAAGGAUGCAAAUGGUAUUUCUACGCCCAGUCUUUCUCCAAUAAACAAGCGCCGUCGACUCUCUACUAAGAGAAAGCCUAGUGUGGAGGAUGAAGGGGAGCAGGCUGAUGAGCCACCAAAUAAAAAGGAGAUGUUGAUGCAAAAGGCUGAUGAGCCUUGUUCAGUCAAGAGUGAAGAAGAGCUCCUUCAUUGCCCCAUCUGCUUUAAGACAUUCAUCUGUAAAUAUGGUUUAGAUACCCACAUGGAGACACAUCCUGACACUACCCUUAGGUGUAACAUUUGUUGGAUCACCUUUCGCACACACCGCGCUCUUCUUCGCCAUAAUACCAGCGUUCAUAAGCAGCUGCCGACAGACCCCACUGGACGACCCUUUAUUCAGAGUAACCCCUCCAUCCCAUUGGGUUUUGGUGACUUGGCUUUCAUUGACUUCAGCUGUGACAAAUUUCCCCAAAUUGCACAGGUCUGGUGUGAGACUAACUUGCGACGAAGUGCUAGCAAGUUCCAUAGAUUUGUCUGUGAGGCCUGCAACAAGGCCUUCCCUCUUCAGCAGUCUCUGGAUCUUCACAAAUCCUCCCAUAAAAGCAGUGCAAACACCAACACUGAACCUCAGGAACAAAACACAAAUGCUGUUAUAGAUGCCCCCAAAGUAAAAUCCCAUUCCUUGGAUUCAAAGGAGGUCAAUGAACCAGUACGACAAGAUGAUACUACCAAUUUCGAUGAGAAGAACAGUUUCAUGGAGUAUCUGGGUCUUCAACACUUUUCCAUGGCCAAGCGAGAGAGAUCUAUAGAGGAAAUCCAGCAAGAGACUUUAGACAGCAUCCGUUUCAUUCGUAUUGAGCCACCUUCAACAAAUCUACCUCAAGAAGCCAGCAAUAGUCUCGGUCUCUCGAUUUUAGACACUGUCUCUCUUCAAAGCAUGAACAAGAACACUGCCCUCAACCUCCUUUCACUACAACCCCUUCAAGGUGUUGUCAGCAGCGGUAUGUUUGUCCCAAUAAGUGGUGAAGCUGUGGUGGAGAUGACUGACAUUGAACAAAUCCUUAAAAUUUCUGCCAUUGUGCCUCCUCAGAUGUCUUUGCUUCCCAAAGGUCAGGCCAGUCCUAUACUGGUGGACCCCAAACAGAUUUCCUCCCUGAAACCGAAGACCUUAAUCACUCCUCGAUCCAGCAUGGGUGCCUCCACACCGCCUCCACCUGUCAUGAACGCCCAGCAGGCCUCUUCGGGCAACAUCAGUCCAAGCCUUCCACCCCAGAUGGGUCAACAGCUGAGAACUUCCAGACAAUCUUCAGCAUCCUCUUCUUCCUCAACCUCAUCUCACACGAAAUGGGAGACUACUCAUCUGGGGCAAGAUGUCAUAGGAAGCACGAUUAUCUCAUAUGACAAAGCAACUGGAAAUAUCAAGAAAGAGGAGUUUGACGGUAAGGACAAGGAAUUGAGAGUUUUGAGCAAGAAGACCACCAAGAGAGAGUACCCUUGUCGGUUCUGCAAAGAAGUCUUUUCCUUCUUAGGGGGCCUCCAGGCUCAUAUGCGUCAUCAUCUGGGAGCUUCACCAUAUCAGUGCACCAUUUGCAGCUAUGCAGCUCCAGACAAAGCAACACUGAUUCGGCAUCUCAGAAAACAUAGUGGUGAACGCCCAUUCAUUUGUCGCCUCUGUCACUACCCUUUCACUGUAAAGGCCAACUGUGAGCGCCAUUUACGCAAGAAACACAUGAAGAACACGCGCAAAGAGAUCGAGAAGAACAUUGAGUAUGUAACAACCUCCUCUACUGUAAGUAGUGUAUUUGGCGGUGCUAAACUAGACCUACUAGAUAGUGCUGGUACUUGUAACGCAUCUUGUCGUUAUUGUGGGGAGGACCUUAAGAACUACCGAGCCCUUCAGAUUCAUCUGCGAACACACAAUGGGUGUCAAAGGAAGCCGUUUGAGUGUCGGCAGUGUGGUGUGGCGUUCCUUGCUAAAAGGAACUGCAUUCACCAUUUGCUGAAGCAGCACCCGGAGGUUCCAGAAAGGGAAAUUGAAGAGCACAUCAAAAGUCUUCUACCUGUUGAAGGAUAUGCCACUGCUCAGGCCAACCCUCCAACCUCAAAUUGGCUGGUUAAUAGCACUGUUCCUCAGAAUGUAGGCCCUUUCUCUGGAACAGUUAACCAAAACCAGCCCUUGGAUUUCUCUUGCAAAUCUAAAAUAAUUAUAGGCUCAGAUGUUAAGCUGGAAGAAACUGCAUCCCCUCUGCUUAAUAAUUGCUCUAUGGAGCCAAUUGAUCUCUCUAUGCGUAAGGAUCUGGAGAAAAAGAGAAUAAUGAAAGGACUUGCAUCCCAUAAUCAUCAAGUUGUUAAGAAAGAACAGUCCUCCCCAAGCACAGAAACUACUCCUGGACUUCUUGCUACUCUCCCUGUCCCCAUUUCUAGUCUGGCCUCAGCUCUAUCCAGUGACCUACCCAAGCCUUUUACACACCUGAAGCCACUGCUACCAAAACCAUCUUCUGAAAUGCAACCACUGGCCUCCAUUGCUCAGAUUAUCUCCUCUGUCUCAGCUACUCCAGUGCUGAUUGAAACAGGAAUGGAUGCUAAGAACAGUGUUAGUGCUAUGGUUUUCAAUACAUUAAAUGACAAGAAGUGCACCGUCAUUCCAGAUUCCACUCCAAAUGGUUCAUCUCCUGAUAACUCAAAGAGGAGAGGCAAGAAGAGACUAUUUCAGGAAGAGAUCUGUGAUCCAAAAUCUGCAACAGGCAGUGGCAUAGACCUGGAUUCAAGUGGAGAGUUCCCCAGUGUGGAGAAAAUGCUAGCCACUACUGAUACAAAUAAAUUUAGCCCCUACUUGCAAACCAGUCAGAUGGAGCCAGUGAAGGAGGAGAAAGAGAAGCAGUCCAUCAGUGAGGAGGUGAAGGAAGGUGGAGAGGACAAGCCAAAGAAAUCUCUGCAAAACAAAGGAAAGAAAAAUGCCUAUUCCAAUUCAGUGCAGAAAAUGACAUGUCCUUACUGCCCACGUCUGUUCCCCUGGGCCAGCUCAUUGCAAAGGCAUAUGCUAACCCAUACAGGCCAGAAGCCAUACCCUUGUCCGCAGUGUGAGUCUUUCUUCUCCACCAAGUCAAACUGUGAACGCCACCUGCUCCGCAAACAUGGAACGUCUAAUCGAGGACUUCAACAGAGUGGGUCUCGACCCAGACCUAAGGCUGAUGAAGGAUCACAAGGAAGCACAGGUACCUAUGAGAGUAUGUCUGACACUGACUCUCUUUUCACUGGAGACAUUAUGGAUCUGUGCUCUAUCAACUCCAAAAGGGAGGAGAACUCUUCGUCCCCAGAACAAGCACCAGAACAAACUGGACAAUCAGCCACUGAACAAACAGAUAGCACCAGAGAUACAAAUCAAAAACAGAAAAUAGAAAAUGAUGACGACACUCAAAGCAACAAAAGUCUCGAUAUGAACCUCGCUAGCAAGCUUGUAGAAUUCAAACUUUCUGGAGGGGAUCAGCACCAGCGUAAAUCAGCUGAAACUGUUGCAGAACCAGUCGGUGUGCCAGAGGAGUUCCCCCACACCUGUGCUACCUGCAAGAAGACCUUUCGUCAUGCAGCCACUCUCAGCCGGCACCAGAAAACUCAUGUUCAUGAGUUGCAGCCACAAGAUGGAGGAAAGAAGGGAAGACGUCAUCCUACUGAAUCCAACCAAACCAAAAUCACAGCACCUACAAAAGAGAUGGAGCAAGAGACAAAGUUAGAAGCUGUUGAAAAAGAGGAGAACAGCAGCUUUGUGGAAAGUGGUACAGAGGAGGAGAAGGAGAAAGACAGGGAAGAGAUGAGUGAUGAUGAGGAAGAGGGUGGUUCCUCAGAGCAUAGAGCUUUGGAAGAGGAGAGUGACUCAGCUGGAGGCAAAACUGACAAGAGAAAGAAGAUCUGUGCUGUGUGCAGCAAACGCUUUUGGAGCCUGCAAGACUUGACCAGACAUAUGCGGUCACAUACAGGUGAGAGACCUUAUAAGUGCCAAACCUGUGAUCGCACAUUCACCCUGAAACACAGUCUGGUGAGGCACCAACGUGUCCACCAGAAACCAACAGAUGAAAAAGGGACUGAGGCGGAAAAUAAUGAUGAAACAGAUGGAGCAAAAGAUGAUAUUGGAGUGCUGGAAGGAAACGAGGUCAGGUGUUCAUCGGGAGGUGAAAGUGAAGCAACUUCCCCAAUCCAGACUGAGAAUGAAUGUGAGAGAGCAGAGGUUCCCCAAACAGAAGAGAGUGAAGGACAUAAAGUGGAGAAGCAACAUGCUGAAGAUAUAGACAUGAAGUUAGGUUCUGCUGAAAAAUCUCACAAAGAACCUCGGCUAGAUAGAGCUGAACAGGAUGAACCUCAAAAGGACGAACCUUCAACUUGUGCUGCCUCAGUUGAGGCCCAAUCAGGCUUUGAUCCAGAAUCUGCAAAAAUCAGUUUGUACAGCCGAAUUGAGGCUCAGGAAAUUGCAGAGAAGCCUGUUCUGUGAAGACUAGCCCCUUCACUUUGUUGAUUUUGUGCGAUAGAUUAUCAAGCUUCCACAAAACACUAGGAGUUGCAAAGUCUGGUCUCUGCCAGUAUUUGUCUUAUACUGUAUGCAUAGAAGAUGCAACUGUGAUUCUUUUCUCAAUGCCUUAAUUAUUUUCUUUUUCUAAAGAUUUAGAUCAACACAACUGGACGGUAACAGUUUUAAUCAUAUUUAUACUAUUUUUUUUUUUUAAACUAAUGAAAUAGACUUUAUACCAUUAUAAAUAAGAGAAACAUUUGUAUGAUGAUCAGAAGAUAUAUAUAUAUAUAUAUAUCUGCCUUAAAAUGUAUUAUUCUUAAGUACAUUUCUAUUUGUUUUUAGUUUCUGUGAGGAGUGAGGUUUUUUCCUCUCUUUUUGUCUUGUUGAAUUUAAGAUCUGAAAUCAUUGUCACUAUCAUGAUUGGCUGAUUGCAUUUUGAUUAAAAGAAAUUCUGCUUAGUGGUUCUGUUUAGCUUUCUAUUUUAUUUUGGGUGAUUAAUUGUUCAAUCUUUUAUUGGCAAUAUUUGCCUAUUCUUUGUAUAUUCUUUAUCUUUGAGCCCCAUUGACAAAUGUUGCAGACGUGUGUACAAAUCGCUGAAAGUCUUGUUAAAGCACCUUCUGGUGGUGAAGACUGUGAAUUAUUAUAUUGGAAGGCUGGUGGAUCAGAGAAAAAGAGUGCUUCUGAGAUUCACACAAUAUGUAUUUAAUGUCUGUGUGAUUCUGAGUAUGUUUUAUGUAUCUUUAAAGUGCUAUUUGUUUUUGCCUUUUUGGAUUUUGUGUUUGUACUGGAAAUCUCUCUAUAGUUCACCCUGACUGUUUGACACUGGUGUUCACACUAAACUGUAACAUGAAAAUUGGAGCUCAAAUAACAUGAACUUAAAUUAGCUGCCCUGGGAAAGUCUUGUGUAGAGGUGGUGUCAUUUUCCCCUCAAACAAAAACACUUAUUACAAUUUUUUACAAUAGUUGUAACUUUGAUAACCCCUGAACUCCAUUCAGUACUUCAUUUGUGUUGUCUAUCUGUGUCCUCUGAUUGGCAAAAUAAUUGCUAAUAUUCAUUCAUUUUGAAAACUUAGCCUCUGGUAUUUAAAAGCAAUGUUUAACUUUGUAAAUGAGAAGAUCUCUAAAUUUUGUUAAAACAUGUUUCCUUUCACUGUUUCUUAUUUUUUGUUUAAUGACUUAUGUGCCUGAAUGUGUACAAGUGUGUGUGUGUGUGUGUGUGUGUGUGUGUGUGUGUGUGUGUGUGUGUGUGUUUGGGUGUGUGCACAGUUAUCAAUUAUGAAAAACACUGAACAUUUUAUGCAGGUAUUUAUUUGAUCAAUCUAAAUUGAGUGGUCAUACUUUUGAGAAGCCAUAUAGAAUCCAAUUUGUGCCGCAAGGAGAAUCAAAAAUUAUUAUCCGUUGUAGAACUUCUUUUCCAUAGUGAAGUUCUCUAAGUUUUUCAGAUAUGUUGUGGAUUCAGAUUUUGACGCUUUGGAUAAUUACGAUUUUUGUAUGUCACUUUAAUUAGUCAUGUGAUGAAACUUUCAACCAAUGCAACUAUCCAUUCAUUUGAGAGCAUUGGACCAUAGAGUGUAAUUUUGUUGGGUUUGACAUUAUGAUUAUGAAAUUAGUGAUUUUGCAUGUUAAUGUAAAUUUUUUUAAUUUCUCAGCUAUUCUCUUUCUCAGGGGCUUUUCAAAAACUGCAUUUUCUAAGUAAAAAAUUGAUAAUCGUUUCUGUGGUAAACAGAAUAAUCACUACAAUUUAGUGCAUUUUACUGAAUUUGGUCAAAAUGCUUGGGCUUAAUUUUGUCUUCUAUUGACUUAUGUUAAUGUCAAACAUUUCCUGUUAGAAAUUUCUGUAUUUGGCCUGUCACCAUCACUGACCAUGUUUGUCCAAUGGAUUACAAAUGUCAAAUUAAUUCAGAUGAAUAUUUUGCUUACUUGCUGAUCAAACUCCUUAAAGUGUAUGAAUCAUCCAAUCAAUAAAUGUACACUAAGAGU
Messenger RNA from Xyrauchen texanus (razorback sucker), 7717 nucleotides. Its product is annotated as ras-responsive element-binding protein 1-like. The transcript has 13 exons. Gene Ontology annotation, biological process: regulation of transcription by RNA polymerase II. The record is from RefSeq and is a predicted model, not a curated record. Lineage: Eukaryota; Metazoa; Chordata; Actinopteri; Cypriniformes; Catostomidae. Gene Ontology annotation, cellular component: nucleus. The coding region runs from base 629 to 5719 and encodes 1696 amino acids. Gene Ontology annotation, molecular function: RNA polymerase II cis-regulatory region sequence-specific DNA binding; DNA-binding transcription activator activity, RNA polymerase II-specific.